ACCGAGGACGGGCGGAAUGGGCGUGUGGACUGUGAAGUGUGAAGUGUGAGGUGCCAGGUUUUUUUUUACCCCUCUACUAUCCUUAGCUACCCUUAGCUACCCUCACCCUCACCUUUACUUUACUUUACCCCUCCACAGCUACGUCCACACGACUACCGGCACACCUUCCUCUUCAAUACGCGGCUGCACCAAAAAUGCGCCUAGAUGCAUACAAUUAUGCUCUCUUUACUGGGCACACACCCUGCACCUUCCUUGAGCAUUCAAUCACAUCACACCUUUCAUUGCAGUACUGUGCUGCUGCCUUCACAGCCACCUCCAUCACAGCCAUCACAGCCAUCACCACCACCUCAAUCAUCCACACCACCACCCACCACCACCCACCACAACCUCCAUCAGCCACCAGCCACUAUCCAACUCCCCACCACCAUCAUCCAUCAAUCAUCUCCCAUCACCUUCAUUAAUCACUCUUUACUACUAUCACCAACAAACUAACUCAACUCCAACUCCCAGUAAGCCUUGCCACUGCUUGUACUCCUCACUAGUGGGGUGGCUCUUAGUGGGGUUAAGUUAGCUCCAUUACUCCAUUAGUGGGAAUGCCUCAUCAUUCAUUCACAGCUUCAUCCCACUUUCAUCCCACCUCUCUCCCAUUCAUACUCCACUCCCUCACAUCUCCCUCCUCCCCUCCCAUCCCAUCCCCAUCAUAGGUUCCCAUCCCACCUCCUCCUUCCCCCUUCAGCUUCCAUCACACUCCCAUCACCGCGCAUCGCAUCACUAGCCGCCCAUCUUCCUUUUCUUUUUCCCUUGGGGCCCGGGACCUGACCGAACCUUCUCAUAGCCUCACAGCAUCACCCCACCCUAUUACACUCCAUAACUCCUCCUGCCCAUCCCAUCCCAUCGCAUCACAUCUCCCGCCUUGCAUGUGCCGCCUCCCAUCCCACCCACCUAUCCCUAACCCACUCCCCCCCUGCAGAACCCUAAUGGAGUCCCAGUCCCCAAGGUGACCGGCGACGAACCGAUCGAUCACUGAUCAUCGGUGAUGAUUCAUCCCGGACGACCCUCAAACAAACCCUCACCCUCACCCUCACACCCAAACUAUCCCUCCCCCAUCCACACUCUCUACAGUCAGAAAACAAACAAACCGGUGUUCCACGCGAAGCGCAAAUAACAGAAAAAAAGCUGUCUCACACACAGCCCACCGCGCCCAGACAAAUCUCACUUACAGCCCCCAUUACAUUGCAUCCCCAAACCCCUCCAUCCUAUCCAUUCAUUUUAUCACAUAUUACAAAAACCGCCGAUGCAUGUUUCUGUCUCACGUUACACCCUUCCCUCUUUGACCUCGCAUCAAUCCAUACCUAACACCCGCUGCUGAGACACCUAACCGCCACACCCACCAAAAGCCCCAAUAAUGCCCGCCCUCUCCAUCCUCAACCCCGACCCGCCUCUCCUCCCCGGGCCGGGCCUGCUACACGAUCUUGUGAGCUGGGACGACGCUGGUGAUGCACCCGCCCUCGACUUCCUCGGUCCCGAAGGGUCGGAUGAGCGGUACAGCUACACCUACUCCGAGCUGCAACGCUGCGUAGCUAGCCUAGCUGCAACACUACAUGAGACUCUCAGAUCCUCUUCCUCCUCUAGACAACAAGGGGACCCUGACACCGCAGCCAGCAGACCCCAGCUCAUCAUCCCCCUGCUAAUCCCGCAGUCCCCAGCGCUCUACAUCGCGCAGCUAGCCGCGCUGCAGGUCGGCGCGGCGUUCUGCCCGAUCAAUCUCGACGCGCCUAGGGAGCGUAUCAAGUUUAUUGCUGGGGAUGUUAAGGCGGAGGUUAUCAUAUCGACGCGCGAUAAUGGUGUUGCUGUCACGUGGGAGGGGGGCCCGAUUCCUAUUUUGAUAGAUGAGCAUUUCCCAACCCCCCCCGAACUGGUGGACCUUCCCCCUUUUCCGGAGACGACUACGACGGCGUCGUUGGCGUAUGUGAUGUACACUUCCGGCUCGACGGGUCUUCCAAAGGGGGUGGGUGUCAGUCAUCGUGCGGCGACGCAGUCGUUACUCGCGCAUGAGGUUCUCAUACCGACGUUCUCGCGCUUCCUCCAGUUCGCUGCGCCCUCCUUCGACGUCUCGGUGUUUGAGAUCUUCUUCCCCCUCUUUAGGAGGGCCACGCUGAUAGCCUGCCAUCGCGAGAGGCUCCUGAAUGAUCUCCCUGGGACUAUCAAUCUUAUGGAAGUCGACGGAUGCGAGUUAACUCCCACAGUCGUCGGAUCGCUGCUCCUCCGCCGCUCCAACGUGCCGGGGUUGAAGUUGCUACUGACGAUUGGGGAGAUGCUUACGAGGCCUGUUGUGGACGAGUUUGGGGAAGCGGAGGGGAGGGUAGGGAUGUUGUAUGGCAUGUACGGACCCACGGAGGCGGCGAUACAUUGCACGGCAUACACCAACAUGGCUGCCGGCUCCAAAGUCGGUAACAUAGGACGCCCAUUCUCAACCGUCUCCUGCUUCAUCGCUGCCAUCCCCGACCCCGCCGUCCCUUCCAGCGCAGAGACGCUGGAUAUCCUCCCCCUCGGCGAAGUGGGCGAGCUGGUGCUGGGAGGAACGCAGUUGGCGGAUGGGUAUCUGAAUCGUGAGAAAGAAAACAAAGCCGCGUUCGUGACUUACAACAACUCCCCCGCCUACCGUACCGGCGACAAGGGGAGGAUACUAGACGACGGCACGAUAGAAGUCAUGGGCCGCAUCAGCGCUGGCCAAGUCAAAUUACGCGGUCAGCGCGUGGAGCUCGGCGAGAUCGAGGAGGUGGUGUAUAAACACCCGGGCAUCGAACUCGCCUUUGCGAGCGUGCUGGAGGGGAUGUUGAUCAUCUUCGCGCGUGCCGGAAAGGGGGAAGACGUCGUGGUGGAGGAUGUGGUGGAGACCUGCGAGCAAUGGCUUCCCCGCUACAUGGUCCCCAGCGAAAUCGUCAUCAUGGCAGAAUUCCCCUACCUCCCUUCUGGAAAAAUCGACAAGAAGAAGUUGGAAGCUGAGUACCUCCGUACCCGUGCCGACGAAGAUGGUGCGGACGAGGGGGGAGUGGUUAGGGAGACGGAGAAGAUUGUGGGGAGGGCGCUGAUGACGCUGUUGAAAGUCCGCGUUAACCCCACGAAGCGCCUCGCUACUUAUGGUCUCGAUUCCCUGACUGCCAUCCGUCUUGCAUCGCAUCUCCGGAGCGCGAGACUACGGAUAUCAGCCGUGGAGAUCUUGGAGGCGGAGACGGCGAGGGAGAUUGCGAGGGUGUGUGAGGAGCGUCUGAGUCAACCCGAUGCCACCUCCCAGGCCCCCGAGGUGUUCGAUUUCUCCGUCCUUGAAGGGCCGGUGACAGAGGUGCUGGCGGAGAUGGGCGUGACCGAGGCGUUUGACGAGGUGUUGCCGUGUACGCCGCUGCAGGAUGCUAUGUUACUCGAGACGGCUGUUGAUCCGGUUGCGUAUUGUAAUUAUAUUGAGCUGCGCAUCAACGACGUCGACACGCAUCGGGUUGCUGAUGCGUUGAGGGAGUUGGCGAGGCAUAACCCGUUGCUGAGAACGGGGUUCGUGGAGUGUGAAAGCGAGUGGAGCGCUUUUUCGCAGGUUGUGUGGCCUGCCCUGGCAGCGGAUCAGAUUGUUAUUACUGAUGAGUCUGGAGACGAGAGGAUGGACGACGAUAGGGGCGGGUUGGAGAUGUUGAGGCCGAUACGGAUGAGGGUUUGUCCAGUCGAGAGGGGGGUGGUAGUGAGAGCGGAUAUUCAUCAUGCGCUUUAUGAUGGGUGGAGUUUGGAGUUGGUUAUCAGGGAUUUGGAGACUAUACUGUCUUCCUCCUUACCAUCUACCUUCACCUCCGCCUCCUCACCAGACAACAACGACAACGACACCAAACCCAUCAGCACCAUCCUCACACCCCGCCCCCCAUUCCGCGCUAUCGUCGAACACACACUCCGCCUCGCCACGAGAUCAAUGGAGAAGGAGAGGCAGUACUGGAAAGAUCACCUCGCGCACUUCUCACCCGGCUCAUUGCCGUCUUUUCACUCUAACGUUGGUGUGGCGCGGGGGUUGGAUAUCGUCGGCCAUAUGACGGCUAUUUCCACCUCCGCACUGGAGAAAUCCGCUGCCCUUGCGGGAGUUAAUAGCCAGGCGAUGGCGCAGACUGCAUACGCUCUCGUCCUAUCAGCUUACCUCGGAUCGAAAGAUAUAUGUUUCGGCUCCGUCUUCUCAGGCCGCUCAGCGGAUGUAGAAGGGAUCGAAGAGAUUGCAGGGCCGUGUAUUGCGACGUUGCCGGUGAGGAUUAAUAUCGGGAAUGGAACUGUGGGGGGUGUUAUGGCGGAAAUGCAGAGGGUGGGGAGGAGGCAUAUGGAGAAUGAGGGGUUGGGGUUGAGAGAGAUACAAGGGUUGGUGGAGGCGGAAGGGGGGGUGUUUGAUACGUUGGUUAUUUGGCAGCAGAGCCUCGCUGAUGAUUCUGAUGACGUGGUGGUGGGGGGUAAGGGGAAGAGGGUACAGUUGGUAAAAGCGAGGGAUUACCUCGAGUUCGCAUUAACUCUCGAAAUCACCCCUGCCGCUGGGGAGGGGAAGGUAAGGUUCGAUGCUAACUACCAGACUGCGAUCUUUGGACGGGAGAUGAUAGAGGUGUUGUUGAGACAGGUGGAGGGGGUGUUGGGGGCGUUUAUGAGGGAUGGGAUGGAGGCGGGUGUUGAGGGAAUUUUUGGGGGGGUGGAGGGAGAGGGGGUUAUGGCUGUUUUUGAGCGGGGGGUAGGUGGUGAGUUGAGUUUAUUGGCUGCUGCUAAUGGUGAAGACGGUGGGGGAGUUACAGCGGUGGGGGGUAAGUCGAAGGUAAGGGGUAAUAGGAGGGCGAAUGCGAUUGCACGACUGGUUACCGGAAGAGACGACGUCGAGGUAACCCUCCAGCAAUCUAUUGGGGGGAAGGUAAGAGGCUACCUCGGACGUGUCGGGCGGGGGAUUAAGGUCCUCGUCAUCGCACCUCAGUUGGAGGAUGAUGUGGUCCUCCUCCCUCUCGGCGCAGAAGGCGAGCUCUGCAUCUCAGGCGCCUCCUUGGGUGAGGGCGAUAUCGAGAUUGACGGGACGGAGUGGGUGGAUUGUGGUCCUGUGCAUGGGAUGCUCCUACGCACGGAGGAUUUGGUGAGACUCCUUCCUGGUGGUGAAGUUAUCUACCGUGGGAGAAAGGGGGAGGAAGCUUUGGUUAGGGGACAGAGAGUUGAUGUGGGGAUGGUUGAAGGGGUUGUGCUUUCUCACCCCGCUGUUGGGGGUGGGGAGUGUACGACGGUGUUGGUGGGGGAGGGGAGGUUGGUGAGUUUCUUUACCCCUGUUGAUGCGGAUAGUGGGGAGGGGGACUUUAAAAUCCUAGAUGCCCAGCGCGACGUGCUGGAAGGGAUUUACGCCGAUCUAGACGCCGCUGUGCCUUCGUACGCUGUGCCGGUCUCGAUUGUACCCGUUUCUUCCCUCCCUGUCACUGUGGAGGGGGAUAUUGACACGGAGAAGCUCAAAGCUGCAUACGCGACACUCACACCCAACCAGCUGGCGCAAUUCGCCAACCCCUCCGCCUCAACAGCGGAAUACACAUGGACACCUCUUGAAUCCAUUAUCCUCUCUGCCGUGUCUUCAGUGGCUAAAUCCCCAGAAGCGGUGAUAAAACCGAAUACACCAUUUGCAGCGCUGGGGAUUGAUUCGAUAGCUGCGAUUGGGCUGGUGAGGGAACUUAAGGAAGUGGGGGUGAAGACGGAUGUUGGGGGGGUGUUGAGGUUUGGGACUGUGAGGAGGUUGGGAGGGUGGGUUGAGGGGGAGAGGGCUAAGGCCGAGGAGGCGAAGGUGAUAGAAGAUAAAGAACUGGGAGUGGGAGGGCUCCCGACGCCUGAGGAGAUUAUCUUCGAGCCGACACUGGUAGAUGAGGUUCGCAACGCUGUCGCACGGCGCGGAUGGACUGUGGAGAGGGUGUUGCCGUGUACGCCGCUGCAGGAGGCUAUGCUUGCUGCCAGCGAACUGGCUUCUGUCAGCGAACCCUCUACCGCUGAGCACUCGUCAGCUGUCGUUGGUGACCCAUCGACUGGCGACAAGGAGGAGGGGGCGUACGUCAACCGCGUCCUCCUCUCCCUAUCUGUCAGCAUCGAACAGGUUGAAGAAGCGUGGCGCGAGAUGGUGAAGAGACAUGAGAUUCUAAGGACUUGUUUUGUGAGGGCUGGACAUGCGAGGUAUGCGUUUUGUCAGGUUGUCCUUGGAGGGUACGAGCAUGAGAGUAGGGUUGUUGAAGUCGCCGACGCUGCGGGGGUGGAGGGUGUGAUGACCCGCGGAGUGAGCUGGCAAGUCGAGGGGAAGGGAGAGGGAGGGGGAGAGGUCAGGCCGCCGUAUGAGUUGACGUAUACCCGCGUCGCGGGUGGGGACGGCGGGGUGAAGUUGGUCCUAGCGAUGCAUCAUGCGCUUUAUGAUGGGUUUGCGAUGGGUGUUCUUUAUGACGAGAUGGAGACGUAUUUGAGAGGGGGGGAGUUGAGGGAGGCGGUGGGGUUUGCGCCGUUUCUGAGGUAUAUGAGUGGUGUUGAUGCCGGGAAGGCGGAUGGGCACUGGAAGGGGUUGUUGGGUAAUUUCAACCCUGUCGCUUUUACACCACCGUCAGAGGAGGUAGGGGAGAGAGGGGUGAAGACAGAGAGUGUAGAAGAGGUGCAGAGGCAAAACCACGUCUUGACGAUACCGCUAUCCAUGAGCUUAACGGAUAUCGAAGAGAGACUAGCCCACAACGACGCAUCCCUCCUCUCAGUCUGCCAAACAGCCUGGGCCGCCCUCCUCGCCCGCCGCACCUCAAGCACAGAUAUCUGCCUCGGCAGCGUCGUGAGCGGACGCACCGUCCCUGUUGAAGGCUUGAAUCGACUCGUCGCGCCUUCGUUCCGAGCCUUGCAAGAACAGAAUGUCGAGGCGGUACCGUGGCAGAUGACUGGGCUGCGGAGAGUACAAGCCCUCGCUGGGGUGGAGGGGGGUGAGGGGCUGUUUGAUACUCUCAUCCUCGUCCAGACGCCGGAACGGGAGAUGGACGACAAGGUGUGGAGGGUGGAGGAGGAUAGAGGGGGUAUGGACUUUCCGGUUGUGGUGGAGAUUGUACCCCGCCCGGGGAAGGGGAGUGGUGGGGUGUUGGAGGUUACCCUGCAUGUACAUGACCUCCCACUGGGGAGGGAGGAGGUGAGGGCGGUGUUGGAGAAAUUCGAUAGGUUUCUGAGGAUUGCGCUGCUGGAGCCGAGGGAGCAAAUCGUACCGGGUGGGUUGAAGAGUAAGUGGGCUGCUAAGAUGGCGGAGAGACGAGAUGCCAGAUCCCACCGCAGUGAUGCCGCCGCUGCUGCUGCUGACGACGAGGCCGUUGGGAAGGAGUGGACGGAUCUUGAAGUAGUGGUGAGAAGUGUGAUAGCGGCGUUCACGACGGUGCCAGAGGGGGAGAUUGGGAGGGGGGCGAGCAUUUAUAGGUUGGGGCUUGAUAGUAUUAAUGCGGUUCAGGUGGCGACGGUAUUGAGGGGGAGGGGGUAUAAGGUUGUCGCGGGAGAGGUGUUGAUGUAUCCCUCUGUUAGGGAGUUGGCGGCGUGGAUUGGGGGGAAGAGCGCUUUGUCUGCUGGCGCUGUGACGGGUGGUGAGGUGGGGGAGGGGGGGGAGUAUGAUUUCAAAUCCUUCGACGAGCGCCACCGAGCUGCUAUCAUUAAAGAACUUGAGAAGUUCGGGGUGCAGAGGGAGGUUGAGGGUGUAUACCCCUGCACGCCUGUGCAGAACGGGAUGUUAGCACAGACGCUGCAUAGCUCGGGCGUGGAAUAUGUUAACUCUUACACCCUCCAGCUUUCCGCGGAUGUCGAGUUAGAGAAGGUCAAGGAGGCGUGGAAGGUGGUGGCGGAGGCUUGUCCGAUGCUUAGGGCGGGGUUUGUGGGGACGGAUAAGGGGUUUGCUGUUAUUGUUUAUGGAGCUUCUGGCACAACAGUUCCUUGGGUCGAUGAAACUGGUGGGGAGGGGGGGAAUGAUAAGGGGAUGACGGUGGAAGAGCUGGCGAGGAGGCCGUGGUGGUUGGAGGUUCUCAGGAGGGAGGGCGGGGAGGUGUGUGUCAAGUUCACGGCGCAUCAUGCGCUUUAUGAUGCACAGUCUCUUCAUCAGAUUUUUGAGGAUGUACAGGCUGUGUAUUCUCACGGGUUUACACCAAGCUACCCCUCUUUCCUCCCCCUCCUCGGCGCGAUCCUCAACUCCAACUCCCCCGCCGACGAGGAAAGGCGGAAAUCCUUCUGGAUCUCGCAGAAUCUCGCCGUCCACCGCUUUCCGGACUUGACGCCCCUGAAGGUGGAGAGUACGCGGAGUGUUGUGAGUAAGACGAUAUCGCGGAUGGGGUUGAAAGAGAUUGAGGAGAGGUGUAGGGAGAUGGGUGUUAGUGUCCAAGCCGUCGGACAGGCGGUUUGGGCGAGGCUUUUGGGAGCGUAUGUGGGAGAGGGGAGGGUGGCUUUUGGGGUCGUGCUUAGUGGGAGGGGAGUCGCUGGUGGUGAUGGGGAGGGGGGGGAGGUGCCUUUUCCGACUAUUGUUACGGUGCCAGUUUGUUAUGAAGUGGAGGGGGAUGGUGGGAAGGACGGCAAUGGGAAACUGUUGGAGAAUGUGAUGAAGGGCAUUGCGAGGGUGGCGGAGUGGCAGUUCACCCCACUGACGGAUGUGCAGAGGUGGACGGGGAAUACGGGGGGGUUGUUUGAUACGCUUUUUGCUUAUCAGAAAUCCUCCAGUGAUGUCCAGGAGGGGGCAAAGGUAAGUGGCGAGGGAGAUGAGGUGUGGAAAAUCGUGGAAGAGGACGCAGAAGCCGAUUUCGCCGUCUCGAUUGAGAUGUUACCCGAGGGUGGGGAGAUGAUACUCCAGCUUACGGUUAAGGAGAGCGUGGUGCCGAGGGAACAGGCGGAGUUGAUGGUGAGGCAGUUUGAUGCGCUGAUGGUGGAUUUGUUGAACCCCGGGGCCGAUGGGCUUGAUGAGAAGAUCCUGUCUAUCACACCCCCAGAGCACUCGACGCUAUCGGAUUCUGACGAGGGGGAUAUGCUACUCCAUGGUUUCGUGGAGAGGCAGGCUCGCUUGACGCCGAACAAGGUGGCCUUGGAGUUCACCACCAGUCUUGAGGGUGGAGAGGGCAACACGGCGGCUUGGACGUACGAUCAGCUCGAUAAGGAGGCUAAUCGCAUCGCGAACCUCGUGCGGAACCUCGGUGCUGUGCAGGGGCAGUUAAUUGCGAUUUGCUUUGACAAGUGCCCCGAGGCGUCGUUUUCCACCGUGGGUGUUAUGAAGGCGGGGAGUGCGUAUGUAGCGCUUGACCCCGGCGCACCAGCUGAUCGGGUGAAGUUCAUUAUGCAAGAUUCCGGGGCGACGGUGGUGUUGACCGCCGGGAAGCCUGCGGAGAGUUUGAAAGCGACAUUUGAGGGCAGCGAGAUCCAGGUUGUUGAUCUAGGCACCACGGACCUGCUGGGGGGGUGUAGUACGGAACCCCCGAUUCUGGCUCGCCCGAUUGAUAGCCAGGAUUCGUCGUACUGCCUCUACACGUCCGGCACGACCGGGACGCCGAAGGGGUGCGAACUCACGCAUGAAAACGCCGUGCAAGCCAUGUACGCGUUCCAGCACCUCUUCCGCGGCCACUGGACCGAGGAGUCGAAAUGGCUCCAGUUCGCGAGUUUCCACUUCGACGUCUCGGUACUUGAGCAAUUCUGGAGCUGGAGCGUGGGCAUCUGUGUCGCGAGUGCGCCGCGGGAUUUGAUAUUCGAGGAUAUCCCCGGAGCCAUCCGCGCCUUGGGAAUCACGCAUUUAGAUUUAACUCCUAGUCUGGCGAGGUUGCUGCACCCGGAUGAGGUACCGAAAUUGUGUAAGGGGGUCUUCAUCACGGGGGGCGAGCAGUUGAGACAGGAUAUCCUCGAUGUGUGGGGGGAGAAGGCGUGUAUCUAUAAUGGGUAUGGACCGACUGAGGCGACGAUAGGGGUUACGAUGUACCCUCGCGUGCCGAGGAAUGGGAAGCCUGCGAAUAUCGGACCGCAGUUCCUGAAUGUCGGGUCUUUCGUCCUGAAACCGGGGACGAGCGAGCCGGUGCUAAGAGGCGCGGUGGGGGAGCUCUGCGUGAGUGGGAAGUUGGUGGGGAAGGGGUAUUUGAACCGUCCUGAGCUUACCGCUGAGCGCUUCCCCUAUCUUGAGGCUCUGGGAGAGAGGGUGUACAGAACGGGCGAUCUGGUGAGGAUUUGUCAUGAUGGGAGUUUCCUCUUCCUCGGCCGGGCGGACGAUCAGGUGAAGUUACGCGGGCAGAGGCUGGAGCUGACAGAGAUCACGGAGGUGAUUAAGCGCGGGGUGGAGGGGGUGGGGGAGGUGGUUACGUUGGUGUUGAAGCAUAGUGCGCAGCUUAAGGAGCAGCUUGUUGCGUUUUUCGUCCCCGCUGCUUCUGCUGGGGUUGAGGAGCCGAUGGAACUCAUUGGAGCGAUGCGCGAUACUUGCACGAGUCGCUUGCCGGGGUAUAUGGUUCCUACGCAUUUCGUCCCGUUGGAGGCGCUGCCGCUGUCGCCGAAUAAUAAGGCGGAUGGGAAGGCGUUAGCGAGGUUGUAUGAUGAGCUUUCUAUGGAGGAGUUGCAGCGUCUUGGUGCUGCGGGACAGGAGGGUAGGCAGUGGAGUGGGGUGGAGAAGGAGGUGCUGGGUGUGCUGGCGGAGUGUAUGGGGGUGGAGGUUGGAGAGUUGAAGAGUGGAACGAAUAUCUUUGAGUUGGGCUUUGAUUCGAUCUCUGUCAUUGGCCUUGCGCAGCGCUUGCAGCGCGCUGGAUAUACGGGGGCGAAGGCGGCGGUUGUGAUGAGGAAUUCGGGGGUGGAGGCGCUGGUGGGGGUGUUGGUUGUGGAUGGCGCCGGGGAGCAGGGCGCAGGGGGUGGAGAGGUCGUGGCGGCACAGCAGAGGAUUACGGCGUUUGCGCAGAGGAAUUUACUCGGUGCGGCGGAGGAGAUGGGUGUUGAUCCUGAUGAAGUGGAGGGUCUGGCGCCGUGCACUGCGGCGCAGGCGGGGAUGAUCUACAGGUUCCUUGAUAGUGAGGGGCCGCUGUAUUUCAUGAGCUUUGCGUUUGAGCUCUGGGAGGGGGUGGAUGUGGAGAAGUUGCGCGAGGCGUGGUGGAGAGUUGUGAGGGGGUUGGAGGUGUUGAGGAUGGGGUUUGUGUUUACGCCUGAUGGGUGCGCGCAGGUUGUUCUUAAGGAGGGCGAGGUUCCUUGGGGUGUUGAUAGGGGGUUUGUGGGGAUGGAGAAGGGAGAGGCGCUGGUGAGGCCGUGGGGGGUUGGGGUGAGUGAGCAGGAGGGGAAGAGGGUGAUGAAGUUGGAGAUCUUUCAUGGGCUUUAUGAUGGGGCUAGUCUCCCGCUUUUGCUGAGGAAGGUGGAGGAGGAGUAUAAGGGCGUGGAGGGGAUCGAUUACGGACCUUCUUUCAUGAGUUUAUUGCCGCAUGGACCUCUCGCUGCUGUUGAGGGCGCAGAGGCAUUCUGGAAGGGGGCGUUGGAGACGGCGGAGUUUAACCCGUUGCCGCUUCUUGAGAAUGCGCAGGGGGGCGAUGUGAGUGUCUCACGCCGCGUGCAAGACCUGGGACACUUGGAGGCGCUGAGGCAGUCGCUCGGUGUUACGUAUCAGGCUAUCCUGCAGGCAGCGUGGAUCUCAGCGUUCCGUGCUCAAUUCCCUGCUUCCGCCGCGCCGUCGUUCGGGAAUGUCAUUUCCGGGCGCGCUAUCGAUUUCAGCGGUGCGGAGAACGUGGUUGGACCACUUCUUAACACCCUCGUCUUCCAUGUCGACAUCAAGGAGGGGAUGACCUGGAAAGAACUCAUCCAGGCGUGUCACUCCUUCAACGUCGGCGCCAUGCUGUUCCAGCACUCGCCAUUGAAGGAUGUGCAGAGGUGGUGUGGUGAGAGCGGACGGGAGUUGUUUGACACCCUCUUUGUGUUCCAACGCGAGGAGGAGGGGGGUGAGGAGGGGUUGUGGAGAGAGUUGGAGGGGGAGGCGGUGGCGGAUUAUCCGAUGGCGUUUGAGGCUACGUUGAUGGGUGGGGGGGAUGUGAGGAUUGCGCUUGUUGGGCAGGGCAAGUAUGUCAACGAGGAGGUUGCAGGGGGGCUGUUGGAGAGGGUUGAGAGUGAGCUUGCUGCUUUGAAGGAGCCGGAGGGGGAGAUUCCUGGUGUUGAGGGGUCGGUGAGAGGGGGUCGAUUGGUGAAGAGCGGCAACGAAACCCAGGCGCCGGAUACGACAUCAGACAAGGACUUUGAGUGGACACCCACGGCGAGUGUGAUUCGUGCGCAGAUCUCGGAACUUAGUAAGGUCGAGGAGGACAGCAUCGCGGUGAAUACGACGCUCUUCUCGCUGGGGCUGGAUAGUAUCGAUGUCAUCAAGCUCGCCUCACGACUUAAGAAGGCUGGCGUCAAGAUCUCGGUCAGUGCGAUUGUGAAGAGUCAGACCGUUGCGAAGAUGAUGGGGAGUAUACAGCUCGAGCAGGGGCCGGUGGAGGUGAAGACGAGCAUUGAUGAACUUGAGCGCCAGUUGAGCGAGUCGUUGACUAGGGAGGAGGUGGAAGGGGCAACGGCGGUGCUGCCGGCGACGCCGUUGCAGGAGGGGAUGGUGGCUGAGAUGGUCGCGUCGGGGUAUAGGAAGUACUUCAACCAUGAGCUGUAUCGCGUUAAGGGGGGUGUCGAUAUGGAUGGGUUGAAAAAGGCAUGGGAGAUGGUGGUGGCGGAGUUUGAUAUCCUGCGCACUUCGUUUGUGGGGGUGGAGGAUGUGGAGAUUGAUGUUGGCUUUGCGCAGGUUGUGCGUCCUGCUUCUGAUCGUAGUAUCUGGCGCACCGCUGGGUUCGAGGAGGAUGCGGAUCUGGGAGUGCGGACGAAACAGCUUAUUGAGGAGGCGGUUGAGCGGGCAAAGACGGGAAGUCUGCUGCAGCUCGUGGAUAUCACACAUGGAGAGGAGAGAUACUACCUCCUCUCCAUCUCGCACGCGCUGUACGACGGAUGGUCUCUCCAGGCCCUCCACGCCAAUGUGCAGAAAGCUUACAACGGGAAAACACUCACCAAUCCGAGCGUGCGAAUCCCGCUCGAGCAGCUGCUAAAUGCGAAUGGACCCGAAGCCACGAAAUACUGGCGCACUGCGCUGAGCGGUCUGCCUAAGUCGGAGUUCCCGCUGCACAACUCGACAUCAGAAGGCGUUAACCGGUUUGAAUUCGCGUCUUCGAUUCCGUUGGAUGAUGUCAAUGCCUUCUGCCGGAAGAGCAACAUCAGUCUCCAGACGCUGGGACAGACGGCAUGGGCUAUCCUUCUUGCCAGCUGCCUCAAGCGCCUCGAUGUGGCCUUUGGAGUCGUACGGUCGUGCAGAGACACCGAGGAGACAAGUGAACUCAUGUUCCCGUUGAUGAACACUGUCGUUGUCCGCGCGGUCAUCCACGGCGAUUGCAAGGGGAUGCUUCAGUAUAUGCAAGAAAGCAGCAACGCCAUGCGCGCUUACCAGCAUUUCCCGUUGAGAAAGGCGCAGGCCCUUGCUGGGAGACAGGGAGGUGCGCUGUUUGAUACUCUGUUUAUCUAUCAAGGUAAAGCGCAGGAGGCUACUGGCGAGGUGCUAGCGGAGGCGGUGGAGAGUCAGGCAGAGGUGGAGUUUAAGGUCUGUGUGGAGAUGGAGGUUGUUGCCGGGGAACUGGUGUGGAGGAUUGCGUGUAGGGAUGCGGCGAGGACGGAGGGGGAGACGGAAGAGUUGUUGAGGGAUCUUGAUGCGCUGAUGGGGAGGAUCGUGGGGGAUGUGGAGGCGGAGGUCAUUGUUGCUGCUCAGGGGCAGGUGGCGCUGUGUGGGCUAGAGCCGUUUGUGGAUGAGUCGUCUAUGGUGGGGGUGAAAGGUGUUGCGAAGGCGCCGAAGAGUGGAGGGGGUGUGUGGAGUCCGACGGAGCUUGCGAUUCGGGGUGUGUUGUCGCAGGUCUCGAAGACCCCGGAGGGGGAGAUUGGGAGGGGGGAUAGUAUCUUCCAUCUUGGGCUUGACUCGAUUAGUGCCAUCAAGGUGUCGUCGCUGUUGAGGAGGCGGGAUGUCAGGAUUACUGUUGGGGAGAUUAUGAAGAAUAGCAGUAUUCAGGAGAUGGGUGCGUUGUUGGCGGGGAGGGUUGAUACCGAGGCCAAGACGCAGACGAAGGAUGUUGAGGCUGUUAUCACUGCGUCGCUGAAGCAUAUUGACAAGACGGCGCUGUUGGGGGAAGUUGGGGUUGAAGAGGGUGAUAUUGAGGAUAUCAUGCCUGUAUCAGCCGGACAACUAUACAUGCUCGCGCGCUGGGAGCAGACGGGAGGCGCGCAGUUUGAGGCGAACUUCCAGUAUAAACUCGACGGUGCGGUUGAUGCAGGGAGGUUGGAGAAGGCAUGGGAGGCUCUUAUGAAGCGUCAUGCGAUUCUACGGACUGUGUUUGCUUUCGUGGAAGAUGAGGAAGUGAGGGCUGUCCAGGUUGUUCUGAAGGAAAGGAGCAAUCCGGUCAAGUAUGCCUCGUCUUCUAAGACGGCAGUAUCGCUCUUGGAUCCUGUGUUUCUCGUUGUUGAAGAAGUGGGAGGGGAAAAGACGAUCAGUCUCCGCCUCCUUCACGCGCUCUACGAUGGCGUAAGUCUUCAGCUGCUCAUCCGCGACCUGGAGACGCUGUACUUGCACCCCGACUCCGCGCUUCCGCCUCCACUAAGCUUCAAGGAGUUCAUCGCCCGUGACCUCGACGAUGAGUCUCGUAAGAAGCAGAAGACGUUCUGGGAAUCCUAUCUCCCGCGCAUUGAACUCGCAAGCAUGCCAGAGAGCCCAGAUCUUACACGCAGGGUGGAGAUCUUCAAACCUAGUGUUCCUAUUGGGGAUAUCACGUCUGCGGCGAGGAAAGCGGGGGUUACUGUCGAUGCCUUGCUUUUAGCUGCGUUUUCUAAAGCCUAUGAGGUUACGAAACAAUCUAGUAGCGAAGAGACGGUCAUCGGGCUGUAUCUUGCCAAUCGGUCUGCUACGACUGAUUUAUCAGAGUUGGUGGCACCGACGCUUAAUCUGGUGCCUUUGCGGAUCCAAUGUUCGAGCGAUGGGCUUGAGGAUGUUGCUUCAGGGGUGCAGAGAGACCUCCUGAAGUUGAGCGAGGUGGCGAAUGUAGGCGCGAGUUUGGCGGAUGUGUAUAGCUGGACGGGAAGGAGUGUGGAGGUGUUUGUUAAUGUGCUUAAGACCACCACCCCGUCCUCCUCCGAUGACGAGGGUGGGGACGAGAAAACAAGCAACCUCUUCGCCGAGAGUCUAAGUGAAGUGGAUAUGCUCCGACCCAGGGCUGAAGUCAUCGACGUCGUCCCUAACACGGCCCUACUCACUGCGUUUGAGAAGAGAGAAGAGUUGAGAGGAGCGUAUUCGGCGUCGGUGGAUAUUGAGCUUCGUCUUGUGGAUGGCGGGAGAGGGAUAGAUGUUGGGCUUUUUGCGCCGGGGGGGCUGCUUGGGUUGGAAGACGGGGAGAGGCUUGUUGACGUUUUGGGGGAGGUUUUGAGGGGGUUGUAGAGAGGAUAGUGAGAUGAGGGUCUUGGGGUGUCUGAAUGACGGAUAGAGAGAGUUGGGGAACUCUGGGUUGGAGAGAUAACGUCGGCUGGCUGAUAUGGUUUCUCUUGCCAUUUAUUGGUUAUUUCUUGUUCAUUUUUGGGGGAGUUAUUAGACUCGCUGUUUAUGCAUGGUAUUUCUGUACAUGAGGGUUGAUUUUGGAAACGUUAUGUUACAUAUUUUGGUUUACGGUCUAUAGAUUAGAAUUUCAAG
Pseudogymnoascus verrucosus is the source of this 15736-nucleotide messenger RNA. Its product is annotated as Nonribosomal Peptide Synthase (NRPS). Gene Ontology annotation, biological process: amino acid activation for nonribosomal peptide biosynthetic process; secondary metabolite biosynthetic process. NCBI's taxonomy places the organism in Eukaryota, Fungi, Ascomycota, Leotiomycetes, Thelebolales, Thelebolaceae. The record is from RefSeq and is a predicted model, not a curated record. The coding region runs from base 1406 to 15487 and encodes 4693 amino acids. Gene Ontology annotation, molecular function: catalytic activity; phosphopantetheine binding. The transcript is spliced from 3 exons. Gene Ontology annotation, cellular component: cytoplasm.